AUGCCUUUCCUAAAAGAGGACAUGACACGUGUGAAGGAGCCACAGCAGACGUCUGUGGUCCCACAGUCAUGGUUCCUCCCGAGUCUGUUCGCUGCCUCCAAUGUGAUGCUGCUGGUCUUUUUGAGUGGCCUUUUCUUCGGGUUCCCUUGUAGGUGGCUGGCUCAGAACGGAGAGUGGGUCUUCCCCAUGGUCACAGGCCCGCUCUUCAUCCUCACCUUCUUCAGUCUUGUCUCGCUCAACUUCUCAGACCCUGGCAUCUUACACCGAGGCUCCAUCAAUGAGGAUCCCAUGAUGGUGUACGUGGUAAGCGUGAAUCAAAAGGCCUUCCGCCUACAAUGGUGCCCCAAGUGCUGCUUUCAUUGUCCACCCCGGACCUACCACUGCCCCUGGUGCAACAUUUGUGUGGAGGACUUUGAUCACCAUUGCAAGUGGGUCAAUAAUUGCAUCGGUCACCGCAACUUCCGCCUCUUUAUGGUGCUGGUCCUGUCCCUCUGCCUCUACUCGGGCGCCCUGCUCAUCACCUGCCUGAUAUUCCUAAUUCGUACGAGCCAUCUGCCCUUCUCCGUGGACAAGAUUAUGGCCGUCCUGGUGGCUGCACCCGCGGCGGGCUUCCUGAUUCCGCUCGUCCUGCUGCUGCUGAUCCAGGCCAUAUCUGUGAGCACCGCGGAGCGCUCCUGCGAGAACAAGUGCAGGAACCAUCAAGAAUACAACCCUUUUGACCAAGGCUAUGUCAGGAACUGGUACCUAACAAUGUGUGCACCUCUGAGUCCCAAGUACAUGUCUGAAGUCGUCUGUCUGCAAAGGCCAGUGGGGUCGGAAUGGAUCUAUGAGAAGACACAGCCCGCACCACCGAGUCCUGAACACUGUUCCCCAGGUCCCCCUGGUCCCCCUGACACCUCUGAGCCCCCGGAUCCCCUUGGCGCCCCUGAUGCCCCUGGACCCCAGCCCCAACCUCCUCCGAGCACUGCAAGGAAGGGGCCUCGAGGAAGAGGUAAAGCCGUCAUUGUUCUCAAGGAGGUGAGAAGGCAGAAGGCUUCUGUGGGAAAGUCCCCAAGAGGUGGGGCUGGCUCUGAAGCUGAAGUACUUAGAGCUUGGUUGAGACUUGUUAAACCUGCAGGGACCUUGAAUGAGGGUGUCACAGGUCCCCAGAACACUCUCAGAUGCCCCCCAGAAACAGAGAAAAGACCGCAUCCCAACUUACUUUGGACCUGGGCCAGUCACUAGCUCUGGACCAGUGUCCUUGACUGUUAAUGAGGAUAGAGAUUAGCCUACAGUUUAUACUGUUUUGAAGAAUAUUCCUUUAUGUAGAUACAAUUUUCCACACGGCCCAAUUUCAUUGAAAUAUAUGGAAGUGGAAUGUAAGGAGUAUGAUGAGGAAGGUCACCACAAAUUCCCUCCCACCCCGUGGCCUUUGAGGAGCUAGUCUCUCCUUGGCUCGUCAAUGGGGAGUUGGGGAGGGGGUGGAGCACCGGGGUUGCCUGGGAGCUGCAGCUGGGGAGGCUGGAGGAAGCCUGCA
Onychomys torridus (southern grasshopper mouse) is the source of this 1516-nucleotide messenger RNA. It is a transcript of the gene Zdhhc19, whose product is annotated as zinc finger DHHC-type palmitoyltransferase 19. Gene Ontology annotation, cellular component: Golgi apparatus; endoplasmic reticulum. The record is from RefSeq and is a predicted model, not a curated record. Lineage: Eukaryota; Metazoa; Chordata; Mammalia; Rodentia; Cricetidae. Gene Ontology annotation, biological process: peptidyl-L-cysteine S-palmitoylation; protein targeting to membrane. The coding region runs from base 1 to 1224 and encodes 407 amino acids. The transcript has 7 exons. Gene Ontology annotation, molecular function: protein-cysteine S-palmitoyltransferase activity.